AUGAUUACUACUUCGAAUAGCAGCCUCCCUACUGUCCAAUAUCAUGAGUCGAGUUGGGACCAGAUAGCUACUUCCUGGCCUACGAGACCGGCAACCGGUGACUAUUCUUUCUAUUCGCAAGUUCAACCCCAAGAAGGAUCACGUCUGGAAAGAGCAAAGCCAGUCCUACCAGACUCCCGGGUACUCGGGCUAUCAUCAUUAUGGGAUCAAACAAGCCAUUCCGACAGCUGGGAGUAUUUUCUUCCACAAACCCAAAACAAUGACUCUGCAGGUCACUUUGAGAAGAACUACGAUGAGGUCUCAACAGGGCAGAGAGUCAACUCCGAGAAACAAUUGCAUAGCACAGAAAUAUUCUCACACGGAUGGCCAGACCAGGCUGCCGACACAGUCUGCGGCUGGGGCUCCAGUGAACAGCAUACCCGCUUAAUUCGGAAGAAAUUCGUUGACAUACUUAAUAAAUAUCAAGUGAAAACGCUUAACGAUGCUGGCUGCGGCGACCUUGCAUGGAUGAGCAUGAUAGAUCUCGAAGGGAUUGACUAUGUUGGCUACGAUAUAUAUGAGCGUGUGAAUUGGGCCGAAUUACAAGAACGCGGUUAUCAACUGGAAGUUCUUGACAUCACAUCAACUGAGUUGCGCCCGGCUGAUUUACUCAUUUGUCGCGAUGUUUUUAUUCAUUUGCCGAACGAUAUGGUUCUUCCCACACUGGAGCGGUUCCGCCGCUCGGCCUCACUGCUUCUCACCACAAGCUACACGAGUGACUGGAGUAUGAGCGAAAGAGGAUUUUCCAAUCUCGAGCGGAUGAACGAGCCAAGCCUGCAUCAUAAAAAGCUCGACCUCUCAUUGCCUCCAUUCAACCUCGGCCAGCCGCUUGUUCAAAUCCCCGAGAACUCACCUAAUAAAUAUCUCGGACUCUGGGAUAUGAAGCACCCACCAACAGGCAUGUAA
Molecule: messenger RNA, 945 nt
Organism: Penicillium hordei
Lineage: Eukaryota; Fungi; Ascomycota; Eurotiomycetes; Eurotiales; Aspergillaceae
Product: class I SAM-dependent methyltransferase
Exons: 1
Coding region: 1-945 (314 amino acids)
Source: RefSeq, a predicted model, not a curated record